This is a messenger RNA of Mycena citricolor, 2061 nucleotides long. The record is from the annotation of a GenBank genome assembly. Lineage: Eukaryota; Fungi; Basidiomycota; Agaricomycetes; Agaricales; Mycenaceae.
GAAUGGCUGCUGGCACUCUUACCGCUCCUAGCGCUAGCUUAUAACUUCGACGCACUCCCGACCAGCUCUUUGUUCCUGCCACUGCGGCUGAUCUACUCGACAAUACAGCGGGUGUCCGAGAAUCCUCAAGCGGCGGAACUCUUCCGAUUCAUCUUUCUUGGAACCAUCGUUGAGGCGGGUAAGAAACUUGGCCAGCUGCUCAUCAGCUCUGGGUCGACGCUAUUCGUCGUCAACGCCGAGUUCCAGACGCAAGAUUUUGCGUACGACUGGGUCGUGCACUACCUCGUGAGCCAACGCGUCUUCAAGGAGAGUCGAUUCUUUCGAGUCGUUGCGCGUAACGCGGCAACGCGCCCCGGCACCGGGCUAGUUGAUGGGGCAGAAAUGGAAAGGAAUCAGAGCGAGAUCGACGGGCACCCAGAUGCGGUGUACGAGCCUGCUGCUGCGACGCCGAUAUUUUUCAGGUGGCAGGGGUAUUGGAUCUCAGUUAACAAAACUACGCCGGGAUACUAUCAUUACGACGAGGGGAGGGAGAAGAAGGACACACUGAUCAUCAGCAUCUGGAGCUGGGACCGGAAGAUAUUGGACCACUUCGUGAACACUGCACGUCAGUACUAUAUAGACUCGAAGGUCGUGCCCCGGAAGAUCGAUGUGGAAAACGAACCGUCCCACACGCUAGUCACUGCGGUAUUUCCACAAGGCGAUGCCGCGUACGAUUGGAUGCUCGCUUAUCUCCGGUCCGAAAAUGCACUCUUACACGCAAAUACGUUGACUGUCAGCACCAAACAGAGUGAUCUGGGAUGGGGGACCGGCGCAGACGACCUAGUAUGCUACCUGCCAACAGAGGAAACAAAGCAGCAGUUCCUAUUCACCAGCCCGAGGACGGGUGUCCAGACCUGGCUGCAAGUCACAGUGAACCCCGGGAUCACCAGCUGGAACUCGGACUUGCCCACCGGGGGCAGCGUCACUGUCACCCUGCAUUCCUGCAACAGAGACAUCCUGUCUGAUCUCAUACAUGCAGUGCGAACCAAGUACCUCGAGAACGGUACCUCAAAAGUAUCGGUGCAUCUCGCUGACAAUCACGGCCAAUGGGCGAAAACAAUCACCAAAUCUCGACGUGCGCUCUCGACACUGAUACUCCCGGGAGAGAUCAAGGAGCAGAUCAUCGCCGACGCACGCGAGUUCCUGGACAGCGAGGGGUGGUAUGCGGAAGCUGGAGUGCCAUACCGGCGGGGAUACCUUCUCUGUGAGUGAUUCAUGCGGAAAGUCUUGUGGAAGUGACUCUGGCUUCUAGAUGGGGAGCCCGGAACGGGGAAGAGUUCAACGAUUCAUGCAUUGGCCGGAGAGCUGGGUCUCGAGAUAUACUUUGUCUCGCUUGCGAAUCCCGGGAUCGACGAUUACACGUUGUCCAAGCUAAUCAGUGAUACCCCGGCUAGAUGCAUCAUCUUGCUCGAGGACAUCGACUGUGCUUUUCCUUCCAGGGAUGAAGCUGACGAUGAAUUCGGUGAAUAUUCCCUCUUCAACAAAGGCGGAAAUCAGGUUCCACGUCCUCUUCCGCCCCCAAAAUCGCAGGUCACGCUCUCUGGGUUGUUGAAUGUCCUCGAUUCGGUGUCUAGCACAGAUGGUAGACUCACUGUUGCAACUACGAACCACAUCGAGAACCUAGACUCCGCACUGAUCCGAGCGGGGCGCAUGGACAUGAAGAUCCAGUACACGUUCGCCGACACACCGCAGAUCGAGCAGGUCUUUGCCCGCUUUUUCCCGCACUCGACAGACCUUGCGCGAGCCUUCGCCGAGCAGAUUCCUCCACACAGAUUUUCUGUCGCGCAGAUCCAAGGAUACCUGCUCACAAAGAAGCGCGAUGCGGAGAGCGCCGUGUUUGGGGCCGGGCAGUGGAUAGAAGAGAUCGAGGACGAGAAAAGAGCCGUGAAAGAGCUCAAGGCCAAAAGGAAGGCGGAGAGGAGAAAGAAGGAAGUGCAGGAAACAUCUGAUGUUGCCCAGACUGAAGAAUCGGGUGUGAAGACCAUUGGAGAAACGAAUCCUGCAAAUACAGAGUAGUGCUUG